Messenger RNA from Neocloeon triangulifer, 673 nucleotides. It is a transcript of the gene kud, whose product is annotated as transmembrane protein 258. The transcript has 2 exons. Gene Ontology annotation, cellular component: membrane-bounded organelle. Bases 137 to 376 code for a protein of 79 amino acids. The record is from RefSeq and is a predicted model, not a curated record. NCBI's taxonomy places the organism in Eukaryota, Metazoa, Arthropoda, Insecta, Ephemeroptera, Baetidae. Gene Ontology annotation, biological process: protein N-linked glycosylation.
UUUUAAAAGUGCCAUCUUCCGUCAAGUUAUCGAACUAGACACGCCCACUUCACACGUAAACAGACGGCCACGCAAUCGAAGCCUUCCCAUCUUCCGACUCUUCGAUUUGUCUGAGUUUUUAAGCAUCAAUAACAAGAUGGACGUGUCACAACUGAGCCGAUACGUGUCGCCAGUCAACCCGGCCGUCUUCCCACAUCUGACGUGCGUGCUGAUGGGCAUAGGAAUUUUCUUCACCGCCUGGUUCUUCGUCUACGAGGUAACCAGCAACAAACUUAGCCGAUACAUUUUCAAAGAGCUGCUCAUCGCACUGGUGGCUUCGAUCUUUCUCGGCAGCGGAAUCGUUUUUUUGGCCUUGUGGGUCGGCAUUUAUGUCUGAUACAAUUUCUCCGGCCAAAGGUGAAAAAUUGGUGGUGCACGAGAAGAAUGCAUGAGAUCGAUUGACCAUUCCAAGUUUGUGUGUGAAAGCAAGAUAUUAUAUCCGAGAGCAAGAGGGAAUGUUUUUUUUCACGUUGUAAAACUUCGUAUACUUGAUUUUGUCAAUUACAUUACAUGAAUACCUGUUUUUUUCCGAAAUGGUCAUCACACCAGGAAAAUUGCUGCCAGCAAUUUUGCCAUCAUGGGGGAUAAUCUAGUUGUAAAAUUUGUGAAAUAAACGCUGCACUGUUUUAGUCAA